AUGUCUCUGGACCAAAUGAAAUUUACGGUUUUGCCACUCGUCCUCUCUCUCGACUCCCCGAGCUCCGACCAAUUUAGGGUUCUUCACAUCCCUCUCAUUUGCUAAAUUCUAGAUUCAGAUAUCUACACUGAUGUUUAGGAAACGGAACUUUGUCAUUGAAUCGAUUCGUCGCAUAGCUAGCACAUCUUCGAAACCAGCCCUGUUCUCCAGCACUAGUGUUCAACCUGGUAGACUAAGCUGGGAAGCUUCUUCACAAGUGAUUCUCAAGAAGAAGCUCGAAACAGCUCUCAAGCAUCACCUUGUGGAUGACGCGUGGGACGUGUUCAAAGAUUACAAACGUCUCUACGGGUUUCCAGAUAGUUCCAUCAUGAACAGGUUCGUCACUGUGUUUUCUUACUCCUCCGAUUCCGCUUGGCUUUGCAAGGCUGAUGAUCUGUCUCGCUUAGCUUUAAAGCAGAACUCUGGUCUUGUGAACUCCGAUGCGUUAACGAAGUUGUUACUGUCUCUAGCGAGAGCUCAGAUGUCUGAAUCCGCUUGUAACAUACUCCGCACAAUGCUGGAGAAAGGAUUUGUCUUAACUCCCGAUGUGUUGAGGCUUGUUGUGAUGCAUAUGGUUAAAACAGAGGUCGGGACUUGCUUAGCUUCGAAUUAUCUAGUUCAGGUUUGUCAUCGUUUUAUGGAACUAAAAAGGAAUAGUAAUGUGAUGAAGCCUGAUACGGUCUUGUUUAAUCUCGUGCUUGGUUCUUGUGUGAGAUUUGGUUUCUCUCUCAAAGGCCAAGAGCUCAUCGAGCUGAUGGCCAAAGCCGAUGUCGUUGCGGAUGGGCACUCGAUUGUGAUCAUGUCUUGCGUUUACGAAAUGAAUGGCAUGAGAGACGAGCUGAAGAAGCUCAAGGAAGGUAUCGGUCACGUCCCGAGUCAGCUUCUUUGUCACUAUCGUCGUUUGUAUGAUAAUUUGUUAAGCCUUGAGUUCAAGUUUGAUGACAUUGGUUCCGCGGGUCGGCUUGUGUUAGAUAUAUGCAAGAAGAGCAAGGACUUGCCUUCCGUUCAGAAUCUUGAAAAGGUUAUGGUUUUGCCUGUUGGGUCUCACCAUAUCAGAUCCGGUUUAAAGAUUCGGAUUUCACCUGAGAUUUUGCAGAGAGAUUCGUCUCUUGGAGUGGAUAGCGAAGCGACUUUUGUCAGUUGCGCAGAUUCCAAGCUUGGUGUCACGAACAAGACUCUUGCUAAGUUGGUAUAUGGUUACAAGAGACGUGAGAACCUCCCUGAGCUUUCAAAGCUUCUGUUCUCGGUGGGUGGAACCAAGCUAUGUGCUGAUGUCAUUGAUGCUUGUGUUGCUGUUGGUUGGUUAGAAGCUGCUCACGAUAUUCUUGACGACUUGGUUUCCGCGGGCAAUCCCAUGGACUUGGUUACAUAUAGAAAGGUCUUGUCUGGUUAUCACAAGAGCAAGAUGUUGAGAAACGCCGAGGUUCUUGUGAGACAAAUGACGAAAGCCGGUUUAGUUACAGAUCCUUCAGAUGAGAUUAAAGAUUGUGAAAACACAGAGCUCAGGGCGCUAUUGGUUCAGGAGAUCAACGCAGGUGAGCAAACGAAAGUUCCAAGCAUGCUCUACGAGCUGAACUCGUCUCUCUACUACUUCUGCAAAGCCAAAAUGCAAGGAGACGCCGUGACGACCUACCGUAAAAUCCAGAAGAUGAAAACAAUCUCACCGACUGUGCAAAGCUAUUGGAUCUUGGUCGACAUGUACUCGUCUCUCAGCAUGUACCGGGAGAUCACAGUCGCGUGGGGAGAUAUCAAAAGGAACGUGGCGAGCAGAGAGUUGGAGGUGACGCAAGAUCUGUUGGAGAAGCUUGUGGUGAACUUCCUGAGAGGUGGGUAUUUUGAGAGAGUGAUGGAGGUUAUAAGUUGCAUGAAGGAGAAGGGUAUGUAUAAUGAUGUAGCUAUGUAUAAGAAUGAGUACCUUAAGGUUCAUAGGAAUCUAUACAGAACCUUGAAAGCAGCUGAUGCUGUGACAGAGGCUCAAGCGCAGAGGGUUGAGCAUGUUAAGGCCUUCAGGAAACUUGUUGGUAUAGUAUGAAAUGCAUAUAUAUAUAUACACGUUUCUUAUGAAAUGCAUAUAUAUAUAUACACGUUUGUUAUGUGAAGUUGUGGAAAGCUUAUUAUCUGGUUUCUUUUA
Brassica oleracea var. oleracea is the source of this 2170-nucleotide messenger RNA. Its product is annotated as pentatricopeptide repeat-containing protein At4g17616. NCBI's taxonomy places the organism in Eukaryota, Viridiplantae, Streptophyta, Magnoliopsida, Brassicales, Brassicaceae. The record is from RefSeq and is a predicted model, not a curated record. Gene Ontology annotation, molecular function: protein binding. The transcript has a single exon. The coding region runs from base 131 to 2071 and encodes 646 amino acids.